Molecule: messenger RNA, 3760 nt
Organism: Anolis carolinensis (green anole)
Lineage: Eukaryota; Metazoa; Chordata; Lepidosauria; Squamata; Anolidae
Gene: plekha8
Product: pleckstrin homology domain containing A8
Exons: 14
Coding region: 144-1631 (495 amino acids)
Biological process (GO): ER to Golgi ceramide transport; intermembrane lipid transfer
Cellular component (GO): cytoplasm
Molecular function (GO): lipid transfer activity
Source: RefSeq, a predicted model, not a curated record
GAUCAGGGGUGGGAAGGGGAGAAGGCGGGGUUGGACGCCUGCCUGGCUCAGGAUGGCCCUGGGCUUCGGGACUCCUUAGGCGGCGCCAGGGGGAGAGGCUUCCCCUGUCCCAAGCAGAUCUGGAUGGGGGCGCCCUUGUCACCAUGGAGGGGGUGCUGUACAAGUGGACCAACUAUCUGAGCGGCUGGCAGCCUCGGUGGUUCCUUCUUGCAGGAGGUGUGUUAUCCUACUAUGACUCACGGGAAGAUGCUUGGAAAGGCUGUAAGGGAAGCAUCCAAAUGGCAGUAUGUGAAAUUCAAGUUCACCCAACAGAUAACACGCGAGUGGAUUUGAUUAUCCCCGGAGAACAGUACUUCUAUCUGAAAUCCAAAAAUGCAGCUGAUAGACAAAAGUGGCUGGUUGCUCUAGGAACUGCCAAGGCCUGCUUGACGGACAUCCGGACCCUCAAAGAAAAAGAGUUUUCAGAAAACACGGAUGCUUUGAAAACGAAAAUGGCAGAACUUCGGUUGUAUUGUGACCUCCUUGUUCAGCAAGCAGAUAAAACAAAGAAUGGAGUCGACACAGGAGCACUGUUGACAACCACCUGUACUACAUUCCUGAAGACCCUUGAUGAAUGUAUGCAAAUUGCAAAUGUGGCCUUCUCUUCUGAGUUGCUUUAUCAGCCAACCUCUGGAUCUCCACAUUCAGCUUUCUACAAAUUAAACAAGCUCAAACUUCCCAGCAUAUUUAGCCGCGGUGUAGCAGAAAGGCAGAUGGAACUUAAAAAUACUGAAAAUGGAUAUAUAUAUGCAAAUGCUAAUCUUCCUGAGCAAACCCCUGUACUCCUGAAAACUGGUGAACGGGACCAUGAAAAACUUAUUACAGAUGGUAGCAAAAAGGAUGGAAAAGAUAAGCUGCUGCCAAAAAUACCCGAUCGGGACACCAAAUCUUUAGAACUUCCAGCGGAUUCCAUAGGCAAAUCAACACCCCUGAGCGAAGAAACAAACAAAGAUUUUAAGACAUUCUUCAGUGCUAUGAGCAUCAGAUUUAGUGAUAUCGAGCUUUCUGAGGAUGAAGGAAUACCAACAGAAGAAUUUCUGCGAUCUUGUUAUGAAAUAGUUCCGGUCCUGGAUAAACUUGGACCCACAGUCUUUGCUCCUGUUAAAAUGGAUUUUGAAGGAAACAUCAAGAAAAUCAAUCAGAAAUACAUAACCAGCAAAGAUGACUUCCAUACACUUCAGAAACUCAUCCUACAUGAAGUGAGCUCUGGAGACGCGCAACUUCGUAAUUCUGCCACAGAGGCUCUCAUGUGGCUGAAAAGGGGCUUGAAGUUUUUGAAAGAGUUUUUGAUUGAGAUAAAGAAUGGAGAAAAGAACAUUCAGACAGCACUAAAUCAUGCUUAUGGCAAAACAUUAAGGCAGUACCACGGCUGGGUUGUCCGAGGAGUUUUUGCGCUAGCACUGAGGGCAUCCCCCACCUAUGAAGGCUUUGCGUUGGCACUAUCGAUUGGAGAACAUAAAUAUCAGGAAGACAUUUUUUAUAAUAGCAUGCAAAGGGACCUUGACAUCUACCUACCCGCCAUGGAAAAACAGCUCAGCAUCUUGGAUGCACUGUAUGAAGAACAUGGGCUGGAAUCCAAUGAAGUGGUGUGACCGCCAGCUCAAACAGUGCCUCUCAAAUUCAGGGAUUGUGUCUGUUAACAUAGCUUUUUUUCCCAGAAGUCCAUUCUGUUUCUGUGUGUGUUUUUCCAUACUUGAGAAGGGACGCAAAACUUCAUUUUUUACAUGUUUUUAAAUGCUUGUUUAUGUUUAACUGCAAAGGUGCUAUAUAUUCUGGCAACAUGGUCUCUACCUUCAAAGCAAAUACUUUUAGCCAGAUAUGGUGAUAUUUACUGUGGGCCAAGCAAUCUGUAGUAGUUGAUCCAACAGCUGGAUAGCUACAGUUUAUUACCAUUGUGCUGAAUUUCUCAGAGCAUCUCUGUACCAGAGCUAUAGAGAGUUACGUUUUUGAGGCAACAAUUCCCAGGAUCCUCCAGUUCAGGUGGCCACGGGCUCCGCUCCCUGGGGAUUUUGGGAGUUCGGGGCCAGAAUUCACAUUUGCACAUGUAAAUAUCGCUUACACAUGCAGAAGUGCUAUUUGAGGCACUGUUGGGGCUAGUACUCCCUUUCUCUCCACACAGCACUUAAAGUUCCCUUCCCAAUUUACUGCAAAAUCUUAAAGCUAUCUGGUGUAGCCAUUCAUUCUUCAGCAGGAUUGGAAAGUAUGUGUCAAUAAAGGCAGACACACUGAAUACAGAAGCACUAAGACUUCCGAGGACCUCCCCCAAGUUCUCAGCACUGAUGUCAUCAUUCUGCAUCUUGCUAUGCAUUCUGCAUCUGGAUAUACAAUUCUGCCUGCUCACCUUGAAACCUUCAGGGCUUUUCCAUAAACUAAUAUAUGGUUCAGAGUAACAUGUGGAUAUUUACACUACUCUGAGGGGACAUUGAGUUGCUCUGUGAUGGUCAUAAAGUUCCAGAUUCAGAUCAACAAGUGCAGAACUCAGAUUUGCAACUCAAAAUCCAACCAGUAUUUGAAAGUCUCAUAUCUUAUGCAAUUUAGUGGCUAUCUAAGUCUUCCUCAAAAGCAAAAUCUAGGGAUUAUUUUCACAACUACCUAUAUGCAUCAUUAACCGAUUUUGUUAACGUGUUCUGAAUCUAGCUGGUCUUCCCAAUUAGAGGAGACUCCUUGAAUCAAUAUAAAUGUCAAUUUGCCAGUCUGCAGUUGAUUUAAUGGGUUUACUCUAUUUGCAACUAGAAGUUGGAAUUAAGUCCAAAUGUUGAAAGUAUUGGCUGUAUUCAUCUGCAGUGAGUUAACUUGUAGCUUGGAUUUGCUCUGACCUCUUGUUUAUCCAUUGAUAAUACAUAUAGAUUAGCAAGAAUGCAGGGACAUAAUUUGCCAUGUGAUGUGUGGAAUCAUAGGCAGUAGGAGAAUGUGCCUGUCUGUCCCAGAAUAAUCCAGUGAAGAUUAUCCUAAACUCUCUGAAGUGAAAUUGGUUUGCAAUCAAUAGAAAUAAUUUUCAAGUUGAAAGGCUCCAAGAUUGUAGCAUUUAUCAUAUUAGUGGAGAUUUGACUAUAUCCUUUAUCAUUGACUUUGCUGGUGGAAACAGAUGAGAGCUGUUUUAUGUGCUUGUAGACCUUGUCUGAAACCCAUACAGUCCUUUGCCUUAUAGCGUCUAUACCACUCUCCACAUUUGAUUAUGAAAGACUGAAUUGAGAACUAUGACCCACUGUAGCUGGAAGUCUUCAAGCGUGAUUAAAUAUCACCGGGCUGCCUCUUCCUACUAUUUAAAAGUAUAGAAGGUGUGUUUAACUAACCUUACAGAUCUCAGUAAAAUGACAUGUCAGAAUUCAGCUCUGCAUGAAAGGUGAGUAACCAGUAUACGAAACAGAGAGAAGUGAAUCCAGAAUUUGUCUUUUGCCAUACUAAAGUUGUGAGGAGGACUUGUAUUCAAAAGAAUAGUGUCUCAUCUUCAGCAGGGCUUCACACCAAUAUAUUGACAUUGCCAAAAGUGGGGUAGUCUUUGUUGCCACUUUCUUUUCCCUUGCCAAAAUAUUGCCAUUGUACUCUUGAUUUCUCCAUUCUACUGGGUCUUCUGUCUGUUUUUCCUUUAUUCUGUUACAUUCUGACCUUUAUUCUGAUGGACACUUUGCUUUCUGUAAAUAUGGGAAAUAUGGAGGCUUGGGAGAACAUUAUUCUAGAUAGGAGAAUGUUGGAAGCUGUAAUAAACCUUGCUGAAUAAUCA